AUGCACUACAGCGACCCGUUGAUCGCGCUGGACCCAUACUACCAUAGCAACAUACAUGAGAAGAUCGUCGACGCUGAACCUCAAAUCUUAGAUGCCUCGCUCGAGCAGGAGGCCGACGAGCCCCUCAUGGAAUGGGAGGCCCGGUUCAUGCACGUCCAUCCUGUCCUCAACAAGUCAUCACUCAUGGAAUAUCGCCUGGCUAUGAGAAUUGUGUCAACUCGCAACUGCCCACGCAAGGAGCCAACCCGGUUCGACCAGAUCCGCGGCCUAAAGCCGAACGCUCUAGACGCUGGGUAUGACGCUCACAACUCAGACGCCUAUCCGAGUAACGGUACAUUCGAACUCGACGGCGACAAGGGUUAA
Messenger RNA from Dothidotthia symphoricarpi CBS 119687, 363 nucleotides. RefSeq lists its product as uncharacterized. The coding region runs from base 1 to 363 and encodes 120 amino acids. The transcript has 2 exons. NCBI's taxonomy places the organism in Eukaryota, Fungi, Ascomycota, Dothideomycetes, Pleosporales, Dothidotthiaceae. The record is from RefSeq and is a predicted model, not a curated record.